Molecule: messenger RNA, 657 nt
Organism: Belonocnema kinseyi
Lineage: Eukaryota; Metazoa; Arthropoda; Insecta; Hymenoptera; Cynipidae
Exons: 3
Coding region: 1-657 (218 amino acids)
Source: RefSeq, a predicted model, not a curated record
AUGGGUACAAACACCGUAGAAGCCCAGCAGCAUCUUGAAAAACGUUACCCGGACUCCUCUCCAUCCAAAUCAACGAUUUGUCGUUGGUAUGCUGAGUUUAAACGUGGUCGUACGGACACAAACGAUGCGGAACGUUCGGGUAGGCCAUUGGAAGCCCUUCCACCGGAAAAUAUAGAAAUGCAGAAAAUGCUAAAAUGGACCGAAUUAUGGCACCUGCGUAAAACAAAACACCAGUUUCUUACAAUACUCCUCACGCCGAUGCAUUAUGUCGCCCGAAAAUUUUUGCAGGAGAAGAUUUUACAGCAAGAAAUUUAUCAUAUAGAAAGUGUAUUAAAUCUGAAGCUCGACGAAGCGACAGAAGACCAUGAGAAACGAAAAAUACGAGCCAAGUUGGGUAUUUGGACACCAGAUUUGAAUUCUGCGACCACAAAAACAUAUAGAUGUGCUAGUGUAAUCUGUCGGACAGAAAACUUUUUUUUGUGUGCCGGUGCAUUGAAAGCUGACUCUAAAGAUGUAGUUAAAGAAGAUUAUAUAACGAAGUAUGAAAAGCGUCCAGCUUCCAAAAGAAACAUAUGCUUAGCAGAUUUUAUAGCUUGUUCUAAGAAACCUACUACAACAAAUAAAGACAAACUGGGCGCUGACUUGCGAGACCUCUGA